AGAAAGUUUGACCAAGGAGGACCAACAAUUUAUAGGAUGACCAAGGACCAAGGCAAGAGGUUGGGUGGCAGUGAUGGUCAGUGGUCACAAGGAUGUUGGUGAUCAUAAGCAAACACUUUGGCCUCACCAUUUGACAACUCAGGAUUAUAACUAUGAAGUCACAAGUGCGAGAAGCAACCCUUACGAGCUCAGCACCAGUUCUGGCAGGGAUGUCUGCCUUUCCCCUCUCACUAGGUGCAAUACAGCAUCUCUGUUGUGCACCCUUGAGGCUGACAUGCAACAGAAUUUGUGCACCAUUAGCUGGACUUAGUGCCGUAGCAGCUGCAGGACUAGUGGCAACAUCUACUUAUUUCGGCGUCAGAAAAUUUCAGGGGUAUAAACUAGAUGUUUCACUUUCAGACCAAGCAUCGUUAGUUGCCGCCCCAACUGCUGUAGCAUUAACAUGUGGGACUUUCAAACUCUUAGGUGGACGGUUCAAAAACAUCUUGCCAAGCCAUCUUUUACAUCCAGGUGCCUUUGGCAAGAAGGCAUUGCCAGCAUCUUUAAAGUAUGCCAAUCAAACCCAGAAAGUCCAUAUCCAACAGCUUGGUAGGAAGUAUGGUUGCCACUCCUGCGGUGCAAAGUUUGGAGGCCUGAAGACUUCCUACGGCAAAGUUUUCCAGAAGAUGAAACUGAAGGAGAAGAUCGGAAUCUUGGUAGGAGGAAGGUUUAUAGCAGAUCAUCAGCCACCAUUAGCAGUUUACGAGGCAGCGUUCAGGGACAACAAAAGGGCCAAGUACUCGUCCCCUGCGUUCUACCCGCAGUGCCAGAAGUGCAGCUCCCAGCAGAGACUGUACCUGGGUGCUGUCAGCAGGGGGAAGACAGAGCCCUUCUCUCCUGUGGUGACACAUGCCUCGUCACUCAGGCUGUAUCAUCUAUGGCUGCCUUGGCCGUGGAUUUUGACAGAACUCUUCCAAAUGUUGCACUCUUAGUCACGGUUAGUCGUUCUCAUAUGGGCAGAUGUAA
Molecule: messenger RNA, 1005 nt
Organism: Branchiostoma floridae (Florida lancelet)
Lineage: Eukaryota; Metazoa; Chordata; Leptocardii; Amphioxiformes; Branchiostomatidae
Exons: 1
Coding region: 153-971 (272 amino acids)
Source: RefSeq, a predicted model, not a curated record